Bemisia tabaci is the source of this 5200-nucleotide messenger RNA. RefSeq names its product UDP-GalNAc:beta-1,3-N-acetylgalactosaminyltransferase 2. Lineage: Eukaryota; Metazoa; Arthropoda; Insecta; Hemiptera; Aleyrodidae. The record is from RefSeq and is a predicted model, not a curated record. Gene Ontology annotation, cellular component: Golgi membrane. Gene Ontology annotation, biological process: protein O-linked glycosylation. Gene Ontology annotation, molecular function: UDP-glycosyltransferase activity; hexosyltransferase activity.
CUUUUUAUGUGUUUUUCUGUUUUUCUUUUUCCGUUUUUCAAUUUUCAUUUCCCCGCAUGUCUCCGCUUACGAGUAUGGUUUGACGAGUCCAAAGGUCUGAAAGCCUGAAACUGAAACCUGAAACGUUGUACGUUUGUGAUCUGAAGUCGGCUGAAGUGAAGUUAUCACAAAUACGUUUAUGGAAGUUACCAAACUUUUCCUUGCCCUCCAAAGCCGCCGAAGUUCUUGUCUUCAGAUUCUCUUCAAAUCUGCAGCCGUCGGCGACUUACCAUUCUCUUCAUGUAUGUACCUUGAUCCGACUUGAGAACAUCUACAUCCGAACUCGGGCGAUUCUGCCGGUGACCGUAAUGGCAGUGUGCUGCAGCGUCCACAUGCUAUGUGCGAUGAUUACCUGAAUUGCUGAAGCUGGGUAAGAGAUAUCUCUUCACCAACUCUCUCAAAGAGGUUACAUUUUGAUUACAUCCAAUACCUAUGGGACUGAUGGUAGAAUACAAAAUCACCAAGGAAUGAUUCUUCGGAAGAUUUUCAUUGUUUCUCUGUUUCUGUUGCACUUUCUGGACCGACAUUUUGACCGUAUUUUUCCUUCAAAAUAUUCUCUUGUAAUUGGUAUCAUAUCUGCCCAGGAACAUCUUGAUAGAAGAAAUGCUGCAAGGAAAACAUGGUUGAAAUCCCUCACUCAAUCAAAGCAAGUGAAAUAUUAUUUUGUUAUUGGAAAGCAUUCUUGUCCAGUGCCUACAGAGGAUAGACCGUUCAUCGAAGAAUGCUCAGAGUGGUCCUCAAAAUGUUUUAACUCAUCUACCAGUUGGGAAGAUCAUUUUUCUGUCGGUGCAACCAACGAAGACCUAGGCAGUUCCUUCAAUCACAAUACAGUUUCCCAACAAGCCAGCGAAUUUAUUUUCAUCGUAAACUUUGAUAUUGUUAUUCUGCAAGUUGGAGUUGUAUCCGAAGUGAUCAAGAAUAAUGGAGGUUUGGUUUACAUCAAGAUCUAUGAUCAGAGGAAUUCUGUUCUCCUGGCAACGGCUUUCACAAAUACAUCCUUUUCAGCAGAUGAGUACUUAUCAUCGGCUAAGGUCAACCAGCUAUUCCUUCCAAAAGGAUUCGAGGGUCGGAUUCGGAUCGAAGGCAGUAACCAGAUUCUCAUUCUGGAUUCUGCUUCAUGCUCUCAUGUGAAAACUAAUCAGAUCCCUCCUGUGGUGCACAUAUUGCAUCCUGUUUCAAAUCAAUCUUGUUUCCUUGUUGGAUUUAAAUAUGUUUUGCACGAUGCCAGCAAAUUCAAAGAAUUCAUGAGAAAGAGACAGUAUCGCUUCGCUGAACGGCAAAACCAAAUUAUUCGAUUACAGGAUAGCUUGGAUGAAGAGUCUUCUAUUUUCCAGGAUAUUAUAGCGCUAGAUGUGAUUGAUGUUUAUAAAAAUCUGCCAUUGAAGGUGUUGACAUUUUUCCACUGGAUGGCAAAAAACAUCGCUUUUGAUUAUGCUUUGAAAACGGAUGACGAUACCAUAAUCAACAUCGACAAGGUUUUAGCAGAAGUGGAAGAUUCAAUACGGAACAAAAGGACCUGGGACUGGUGGAGCUGCUUCAGAUCGAUGUGGCCUGUCAUGGACAUCGGGAAAUGGCGAGAGUACAAUUUAAUUUCUCAAACUUACCCAGAGUUUCCAUCAGGUGCUGGGUAUGUACUACGAAGGAAUCUGAUCGAAUACCUUUCAAGAAAUUUUGAUCUCAUGUUUAAGCACUUCCAAGGGGAGGAUGUGUCGAUGGGUAUUUGGAUGAGUCCCAUCUUUCCUGUGAAACUCGUUGGGAAGUCUUGUCACUGGGCCUGUGACAAUGAGUUUAGGUCUUAUUCUUGCAAUGUUGCCAACCUUGAUGUUACUAAAUUUAGCAAUUAUUGGAAACUCUUGAAGAAAAGUUGACAAUGACUAAAAAAAAUUGUGGUGUUAAGGAACCCAGAAGCACAAUCCUGCUCCGAACAGAAACAUAAUGUUAGAAGUAAUAUUGAAGCAACUCAUAAAAGUUGUGAGUGUCAAUGCAUCUGGGUCUGCUUGAAAGAAAAACCGAAAUGUUUCUGCAUUCUCUCUUACUCUCUUCAAAAAUCCAAGCACCGACAGUCCUUCACGGAGGGCCGUGAAGGCAGUCCGUGGCUUCACGAGGACAUGAACAUUCAACAAGUCUGAAAGCAAAGUAGGAGAGGAAGUAGUUAACAUCACUAUAUGUUUUGGGUGCAAUAAUGACUCGAUUAUGAAUGAUCCAGAACAUAUUUCCAGAUAAUUGUCAAGCUUUCAAUCUUUCAACCAGUGUUACGUCCUUUUUGCAAAGAGGUAUAUGCAUCUCCCAUAAGAAUUGGGCCCAGAACGGAAUCUUGUCAUACUUUCACCUUUUGUAGAGGAAGGUUAGAGAAGUUAAAAAAUGGCGGAGUUUUUGAUCCAGCCCCCACAAGGGAAGGGGAUUAAGGAAAAAUCAACUUCUGGGCAUAACUUUUAAACAGUUGCAGCUAUUCAGUUGAACUUUUCUUUCAAAUGAAAGAGCAUAAAAAGACCUUCCUAUUGAGUAUAAGAAAUUGAGAAUCGGUCAAUUUUUGACAAAGUUAUGGCCCAUUGAAUUUUUUGAAAAAUUUUAAUUUGGGAUUUUUCAAUUUUUCGAUAUGGAGGGUCCCACAAAAUGUUAUGAAUAUGUGUUCAAAAUAUAGCCCAGUUUUUUCCUUUAAAAUGAGCUAAAGAACAUGUUGGGGAAAUGCUUAGUUGCGAAGUUACGCUUUUUCAAAGUUGACACGACAGGGUCCGUAUAUGGGUCUCAGGCCAGAGUCCUGCAGCUGCGCCCAGGAGCACCCUGUUUCACGCUGAUCUUCCUAAUUUUUUAGCAUUGUACAGCAUUUUGACCAUUUAGUAAGCAUACAUAUAAGGAUGAAUAUGCCAUAGAUAAUUUCCCCUCCCCUUUUUCUAUUUCAUGAAAACAAAUAUGGAAUUUGGAAACGUCGCACUAAAGAUUAGCAUGCUUGUUAUUUUUGUCUUGAAUGGCUUCUGCAAUUUGCUAGUAUGCAUAUGAUCACCAUUAAAAGACAAAAGAGAAUUCUGAUCAUUGAUUUUGGGUAAAAAAAAUAGUAGACAAUACAAUAAAAGACAAUCAUGACAGUAAAAUUAUAUUUACCAUGAUACAGCUUUUUAUUCAUCAUUGUCUGGAUCCGGCCUUUUAUUGUUGUCUCCUUCAUCUUUUGAGUCCGAGAAUUCAAAGUCGGAUUUCAUCAGCGGAAAACUUUCGUUUUAGGUAGCCGGAGGAGCGAUUUUCUUAUGGCGGCCAUAGAACAAGUACCACAAUGUACAUAUGUUGUGAGCGCAAGGGUUUAUAGUACAUGCCCAGUUUUUACAAGAACAGUAAUGUCCAAUAACAGCUUUAUGGGAUGAUUGACUCAUGUUAAUCAAAAUAAAAUUGUGAUAAACUUUAUUCGCGAAAGAAUGUGAGCUUUUAAAAAAAAGGGGGAUUUGACAUUGAUUUUAUAUUUUCUAAAAUCUGGCGAAGAAUUAUCGUUUGUCUCUUGAAAACUAUAUUUUCCCCUCGCUGAAUGAUCCACGAUAUAACUUCUUGCGAGCCGUUGUUGAUAUGAUCCCUAUAGAGCUUCCAAAUCAUCAAUUGACCAUUUUGGCAAUUGUUUAAAGUAUUGAUCUGUAAGAUCUUCAAAUAUCACACUUUUUCGGGUCCAAUUGCCAUCUUCAACGAUUUUUUUUACAUUUUUUGGCAUAGAACGCCGUUGCAACAUGUCAGUGACAAUUUCCUUACUAUCCGAGUCACUAUACUGACUGACAUUGGAAAAAAUAAUUAUGAAUUGUGCUUGCAAUUCUUACAUCUUGAUAUAUAUGUGGCACAGAACCUGAAACAACAGGAUUGCAGAAAUACUUGAAUCUUUCUAGGGAACUAUUAAUUAGUCCAUUCGAUUACCCACAGGACCUUUGUACAAAGUCUCCUUUCGUUUGCUUCUCGAGUUGAAAGCUAAGCGUUGUCUGUCCUCGGAAUUGGGAUGGACACAACAACACCAUGCUUUUCUAAGUAAUUUUUCACAUUUUGAAACCCGCAAUCCAAAACAAAAAUAUCGCCCGGCUUGAAAAGAGAUUUGAACCAAUCACAGCGUAUGAUUAUCUUUAAAAUAUCAGCGUCACUGAUACUCUCGGCCCAAAAUUGGUUUGGUCCUAAGGAGUUAACAAUUAAACCGUUUGUCGUGGUACACUGCAUUGGUUUAACGUAAUUUUUCUUUUUAUGUCCCGAGUAGGUUGCUCGCUGAAAUGAAAAAUUUUCGCCUUUAUGCAAAUAAAUGUAGGUGCCAGCCCACACUGUGAUCUUGUCAUCACUUGCAGCAACACCAUGAAUAGUUUGCGGCUUGUCUUUGUUACAAAUUUUUUUUUUUUUUUUUUUGCAAUUUGCAAUUGCUGCUGUAUCUGGUGCUGUUGCACCAUCACAGUCACCGGCACGCUUAUCUGAGGUGGUGCAAGCCAACCACAACCUCUGUCUGUGUAUCUUUAUUUGCUUUCUCUUGCCGCUCUAUUUGGAGGUGAUCGAGCUUCAUCGCUCGAAGCUCCGCCUUCGUUGCUUGAAGCUCCGCCUCCGUUGCUUGAAGCUUUGCUGUUAACUCCGCCAUGCGGAGUUCGAGCAACGCAGCUCGAUCACCCUCCUGUGCCGCAAUUUGGCUGAGCUCUGAUACUGUCUCCGCACAGUGCACGUUGUUGCAUUGAAAUUAGUAAGAAUACGAGCUCUGUAAGCCACAGUACGUCAAUAUAAUACUGAGCUGCUCAUCUUCAAUAAUACUAUCUCUUGAAGGAAACAUUAAUUCAAUUUCAUUCACAGCAAUUGUACAACCAUGCACUUACAUUGCACUGCUAACGCAGCUUAUUUUUGGGAGUCAGUCGGACUCAUUGAGUGCGCAGUUUAUUCAGUCUUUCGUAACAUGCCAAGUCAUCUCAAGUGAGGAUGAUGUUUUUCCCAAAUAAAAUUGUUUCUCAAAUAACCCAUGUAGUUUAUCUAACAACCCACGACGUCUCUUUCCAUCAAAUUCUGCAGUCCGUCCGGGUGGAAACGUUUCAGAACAUCAUUCUCCUCAAAAAAAUUUUUGGCGGUACCGAUCAUCUAUUCUCUUCAACUCUUUCAAGGCGUUCUUCAACGUCUCAUCGUACACUUCAUCAAUGUUCGGUUGUAAUGUUUGUAAGUUACAAACUUGGGAAAA